AUGGGAAUGUGGGAGGAAGCGAGUGACCCAGUGAUGGGGAAGAAGGAUAAAAAUGAGGAGCGGAAGGAGAGAAUCCUGAAUCUCACACUGGAGAUUAUCUAUCUGCUGACUGGAGAGGGCUACGUCAUCCCUAAGAAGAAGAGCCCAACUGUGGGUUUGGGGGCCCUGCAUGCCCCUGGCUCCGUCAUACAGAAGGAAAAUGACAAGAAGAUCCUGGAACUCAUCUCCAACAUCAUCCAGCUGCUGACUGGAGAGGUUGCCAUAAGGUGUGAGGAUGUUUCCAUCUAUUUUUCCUUGGAGGAGUGGGAGUAUAUAAAAGGAAACAAGGCCCUUUACAGGGAAGGGAUAAAGGAGGAGCUCCAGCAGCUCCGCCCACUGGCCUGUGAGUAUAAAGAUGGGAGCGAUGUUACAGCACAUACGGAAGCAACUUUAUGUUGUAAUAAUGAUGGGAAUCUCACAAACCCUGAUGUUUCUCCAGCGGAACAGCCCCCACCAGCCAAUGGGAUUAAAGAGGAGGUGGCUUCAUGGGAAGGGGGAAACCAAUCAGAUUGCAGCAUUAAUCCCCUUACAGAACAGAUACAGGGAACAGACACACCUACUCCUAUCAUGGGGUGGAGCCUGAAUAACAGCUCGGCAGAGGAUUAUACAGCGGUUGUUAUUAAAGAGGAAGAAUCUUCAUUCGAAGGGGAAAACCAAUCAGAUUGCAGCAUAAAUCCCCUUACAGAACAGAUACAGGGAACAGACACACCUACUCCUAUCAUGGGGAGCAGCCUGAAUAGUUUAAAAAUGGAGGGUAAUAAAAAUGAUGAAAAUUCCCUCCAAUCUCCACAUAAAUCUCAAAUAACAGAAAAUACAUUAAGUGGGAAAUACAUCUGCAAUGUGUGUCAUAAACACUUUAGUCAUAAGAGAGACUUUAAUAAACAUCAAAGAAACCACAAGAAACCCUAUUCUUGUUCUAAUUGUGGGAAAUGUUUUUUAAAUCGAUCUGACCUUAAACGCCAUGAAGUAAUUCACACAGGGGAGAAACCUUUUUCUUGUUCUGAAUGCGGGAAAUGUUUUACAAAUGGAUCAAACCUUGAUCGUCAUCAGAGAAUUCACACAGGGGAGAAACCGUUUCCUUGUUCUAAUUGUGAGAAAUGUUUUUCAAAUCGAUCCGACCUUAAACGUCAUCAAAUAACCCACACAGGGGAGAAACCUUUUUCUUGUUCUGAAUGUGGGAAAUGUUUUUCAAGUAAAUCACACCUUAACAUUCAUCAUAGAAACCACACAGGAGACAAACCUUUUUCUUGUAAAUGUGGGAAAUGUUUUUCAAAGCGAUCUGACCUUGCUCGUCAUCAAAGGACUCACACAGAGGAGAAACCAUUUUCUUGUUCUAAAUGUGGGAAAUGUUUUUUAAACCAUUUCUAUCUUGCUCGUCAUCAAAGAACUCACACAGGGGAGAAACCAUUCACUUGUUCUGAAUGUGGGAAAUGUUUUUCAAACCCAUAUCACCGUGAUCGUCAUCAGAAAAUUCACACAGGAGAGAAACCAUUCUAUUGUUCUGAAUGUGGGAAAUCUUUUACAAGUCGAUCUAACCUUGAUCGUCAUCAUAGAACUCACACAGGGGAGAAACCAUUUUCUUGUUCUGAAUGUGGGAAAUGUUUUUCAACCCAUACACACCUUAAAAAUCAUCAUACAACCCACACUGGGGAGAAACCAUUUUCUUGUUCAGAAUGUGGGAAAUGUUUUUCAAAGCACUCUCACCUUGAUCGGCAUCGAAAGACUCACACAGGGGAGAAACCAUUUUCUGAAUGAGGGAAAAAGAUUUGUAUUGAACAGUCAUCUAAAAAUACUCUUUCACAUGAGAAAAACUGUAAACGUGUCUUACAAAUGAGGCAUCAGGCAAAUAUUUUUAUGUGCACAAUAAAAUGUUUCUUUAAGAGAACCCUUU
Xenopus tropicalis (tropical clawed frog) is the source of this 1930-nucleotide messenger RNA. RefSeq names its product oocyte zinc finger protein XlCOF7.1-like. Gene Ontology annotation, biological process: regulation of DNA-templated transcription. Bases 1 to 1794 code for a protein of 597 amino acids. Gene Ontology annotation, cellular component: nucleus. NCBI's taxonomy places the organism in Eukaryota, Metazoa, Chordata, Amphibia, Anura, Pipidae. The record is from RefSeq and is a predicted model, not a curated record. The transcript is spliced from 4 exons.